This is a messenger RNA of Aplysia californica (California sea hare), 5035 nucleotides long. RefSeq lists its product as uncharacterized. The record is from RefSeq and is a predicted model, not a curated record. The transcript has 5 exons. The coding region runs from base 928 to 2097 and encodes 389 amino acids. NCBI's taxonomy places the organism in Eukaryota, Metazoa, Mollusca, Gastropoda, Aplysiida, Aplysiidae.
AAAACUCGCUUAAAUUCGUGGAAUAAUCAUGGUCGUUUUUGUUGUUCUGCUGGCGCUCGAGGUUACAGCAAGACAAGGAAAGGUUACUUCUAAAGUCUGCUGGAGACUCUGUGCGGACAGCUGGCCACGGGAAAUUAACCCCAUACCCUACAGCACCAGAAGCAGCGGACAGUAACAACUUGACGAUAAAAAACCGAAGACUGAUUAAUGAGUACUAUCAUCAGCGCUAAUGAGGAAAGGCAUUAACAGUUUUAUACUUGUUGAGGGAAAAAGAGAAAAACUCCCACUUAGUGUAAGACUGGUAUUUUAGGGAGAGUGACACAGUUACUAUUAGUUCAUCAAGGUAGUUGGAACAAAUUUACAGAAGACCUGUACGUGAGGAAAAUACGCUUUGAACGUUAUAUCAGUCAAAGCAAAACUCGCUCAAAAUAUUGAUGAGAUAAAAUUGUUCAACAAGAACAUAGUUUCCUUCUGCGACAGAAAGAAUAGUUAAACUAAGACAAAGGGACAGUCGUGUGAUUUGUGGAAGUCCUAUUCGGGAGAAAUCUCCCAAUUGUUUUGAAGGGAAAGUGCCAGACACCGUAGCUUCUUAGCUGGAGAUUGUACAGAUUCUACUGACAAUUCUAGACCAGCUGUCUGUCAUCAAGUCACUCGGCUUGUGCGUCUCUAAGUGUGUGGUUGUUGUGGAGUCUUCUUCAAGCUCUCCUGCUCUGGCAAAGGCUGGUGGUUCUGACCGGGAACAUCAUCACUGAACCAAAGCCGCACAGACUUUGAUAGGAGCAAAUCUGUAGCAGAUCUUCAGAGUCUGGACACAUGAUUGGGACUUUGCAAAGAUACUAUUGCAUCUUGUGAAGCCUAGUCACUUCCUAACAGCUGAUUGUCCAGCAAGCCGUCCAGUCCGUGCCUCUCUCCAACAACAACACUACUAUGUCGACAUCCUUGCUACAUCUGUCCCUGGUGAUGUUCUGGGCCAGUGUUGUAAUAUGUGAACAAGUGGACAUGUCACACCAGUUUACUUCGCUGGUAGAAAUUCAGAAGGUAAAGGAGCGCAUUAUGCGUGGACUCAACCGGAGCAUUCCGCCUAGUCAGCCUAAAACGACACGUAUGCUCAACACGGACACCAAGGGCAUGAGCAGUCGGCGAGACCCCCAGACCAAACCCACCUACAGAAUUUCCAAAAUCUGGUCCGAAGCCAAAGAUGCUCAUAGGGCGAGUGCUCUGAACUUCAACAUGGAGUCCUUGCUGCACCACAACACAUCCAAUUUCACAGGCAUCAGUCUCAUUGUAACACUGCGAACCGACAGAAGCAACAAGCGCAAAGCAGUAAAACCGGUGGCUACACCAAUGAACUCGCUCAAGACUCGGAACGGAACAGAAAAGAAACGGCGAACAAAUGGUGAAAAAUCAUCGGAUUCCUUCGGGCGUAAUAAAAAAGUCCCAAAGAAACGCAGUAUACAUUCGGAUAUUUUCAAACGAUCUAUUAUGAGCUCAUCAGAAAAGACAACAGCAGUUGAAAUCCCUCGAGAUGAACCCCUGUCUCGUAGUCUGUUCAAAAGAGCAGCCGGUAGAGCUGGGAGAGACAGGCGGCGGAGGAGAAGAAAGAAUAGGAAAAAUCGCAGGAAGUCAAAGCAGAGGAGACAUAAGGUGAAAAUCGUGGUUCGUCAUUACGAUCCUACAACGUCAAAGAAGAAGCGAGUCGCAAUGCAUCGUGUCAGCUUCACAAAACGGACAGUUGUAAGCAUUCCGUUACCUUUGAAGCUUCUACAAUCUGAUGCGUUUUCAGAAAACAAGACACUGACUUUAUUCAUAAGUUGUAAACGCUGCCGUCAAUCGGUUCAUCUAGAGCACGUGUACCGAAGACGUAAACAGACAAGGAAGAAGGGGCGGAGCCUGAAUCCAAACAGGCCGUAUCUUGUGAUUCAAAGUAAGGUGCGAUCACUACACCGAAGUGCGCGACAUGUCGACUCCUCAGCUGGUCAGAACUUUUUAGCUGAUAGCAACAGUAGCAGUAGGACAAAGCCGCGGGGUGUUUUGAAAGGCCUGUUCAAAAGUAUAGGAUAUCAUGCGCUUAAAAAUCAACAUCAUAAAGAGCCUUAGUGUUGUAGGAUUGUCUUCAUGACUCAACAUUCAUCAUUGUGACAUAGGGUAACGUACAUGAUAUGUCAAAUUCGACGUUGAACAUUAUCAUACCACCUCGACUGUUAACAGCAUCGAAUUGGCUUUAAUAAUAAUUUGACUACACUAAGACAAUGGUAAGGCCAGACACUGUACAAUUAUGUCUAUUAAAGGGUCGAGCUCACCAAUGCAUUCACCCCUUCUCCCUGGUUUCUGGGAAGUGACUGUUUUGACGAUAUACACAAUAAUUCGUAGACUAAAUCUGAAGGCUUACACUAAUUAACAGUUGUUCGGAGAAUGUUUUAAUAUAUCUACUGUGUACCCAGCGCUUCUUGUGUACCCAGCGCUUCUUGUCAACAACUAUCUAUCGGAGGAUUGAGGUACAAGAUACUUGGACACACGAGGGAUACUGUGUAUAAAUACCUUAUGAGGAGACAAUUCCAGUGCAAUAUGGGACUCAAGCUCUUAAUCGAAAAUCCACCUGACCUUAACAUAAUAUGUGGUCAAAAGUUGUAAAAUGAUACAUAUUCCUGAAGUUCUUGCACGGGUAUGGACCACUGUUUGAAAGAUCAGAUUACAAGUUAUUUACUUAUCUACAUUAGUUAACACACACCUAUCUCUGGUAAGCUAUUACCCCCCCCCACAACCACGGUUCCUCUUUUUCCGUCGUCUGUUGGUUAAAAUGAUAAGGUGUUUCAACGUAAAACAUCACGUAGAGAAAUUAGAUUUACCAAAAUAUUCUAUUAUCAACACAAGCUGUCGUUAUUCUAAGCGAUAGCGCUGUUUUUUAUGUAAUGUUUGGACUCUGCUCCAUGUACGAAAAAGACGCGAGUUUUAUCCCUUUCGAAGAAAGUAAUUCUUGACUACUGCUGUUUUUCUAGUGAAGAUAUCGCGGAACGCAUUGCUAUCUCAGUGGUAUCAUGCUGGACUAAGAUGGGGAGGAGGAAGAGACCAGGUUCGAAUCCUCGACGAGGUGCGUAAAGCUUGGGUUGUUAUGGGGAUUUUCCAAGAAUCUCUGCCCAUUUGCCUCGUACUUGUGCACAUCGAUCUUCCAUCAGCAGGAGUAGGAAGGUGGCUCCGUCCUCUGCUAGUCUGUGGGAGACCCUUGAGCAAGGUAGGGUACCUACUUAACUCCCCGGGCAUGGUUACAUGAAGUUAAGGGACGGACGAACUGUUGGGCAGUUAAAGAUAGUUUUUGGAACUGGUCAGCUUUUCAAGUGUGCCAUGCAGAAGAAACUGCUACGACAGAACAAUGGCCAGGAGAAUUCAUUCAGCAUGGGAAUAGCUUGUACGAAAAGAAAUUGUCGUCUACUAUAGGUGUUUAAUGCAAAGUAGAUCAUUUGAAAGAAAAAAAAGAAAAGAAUCCUUAAAGUGUAUGUGUGACCAAUCCUUUUGUAUGUAUGAAGAGCUGGACUCAUAAAUAAGGUCACAGGGAUAAGGCUAGAAAUCGCCGAAAUGUAGUAUUUAAGGAGAAUAAUCCGUAUUUCAUGGACAAAGGGGAAUAAAAAUAGAUACGUGCUCCAAAUGGCAAGGUUUGGCGGAUCUUUAAACCUGACUAUCAGAAAAAGCAAUUGAGAUUCUUUAGCCACAUAAAUACAUAUCAAUUAAUGGACUAGAAAAACUGUUGCAGUGAGGAAAGAUAGAGGGCCCUGAAGAGCUGAGGAGGAAAGAGGGCAAUAAACAUAGAUGCCCUGUACAACCUUGAAACAAAUAUCGCAAUAAGAAAAACUGAGCUGAUCAGGAUGACAACAGGAAUGAGUGGGUUACUACAUACGGCAAUGUCUACUUCCGGCCCGACACUUGAAGAACAAGGUCAUAGACGUUGAAUUCGGAGGCCUUGCCUCUAAUUCAACCUAACAGUGUUGAUAGGGGCGUUAAACUUAUACAAUUACCUGUUACGAAAGGUGUCCAACGCACAAUAAUAGUUAAGUUCCAAAUAGCCCUUUUCGUCAAAGAUCUAAUGUGUAUCCACUAAGACAUAAAACAUUAGCUAAAUAGCUAAACGGCCAAAUUAAGUGGUGCUUUGCUUCAGUUUCCAUGUUACGAUCUGAUUGCUACUGGCAAUAAUGAUAGUUGUAUUUCUCUAUAUAAAGCUAUUUGGAAUAUAAUAUUUAUUUAUUAAUGAAAUAGAUGUAUUCAAAUUAAUACGCCUUCAUUAACCAUGUGUUUUUUAGUUUCAUGAGAGAACGGUUCAAUUUGUAAUUUGGUGGUCUGUCUUCUUGAUAACUUCAGGAAAGGCAGAAGCAUUAGAGAAGCAAAAGAUCUCGAGCAAUGAGGAGGACGGUCUGACGUGCUUUCUUCCAAUUUUUAUUUUCUAGUUAAUUACCCAACCUGAAAAAUGUAAUUCAUAAAUUUUACAAUUGUGAAUGUGUAUUUCAAAACUUUAAAACAUUGACAUAAUUUGGUCUCGGAUUACUUUUGGUGAUAGUGACUAUUUGAUGCAAUUUCUCCUCUGUGCUUCGGAUUUCAAGCUGAGCGAGAGGGAAGGAGACGAUCCUUAUAAGAUGCGCACACAGUGCGACAUAAAAGCUAAAGUUGUGCUGGGACGCCAUACAUUAAACAAUCGCCUAGAGCAGCAAGUUCUAAGCGAGAUUGUAUGCUGGGUGCUGUCUGAGCCUGUAAGUCGGAUCAUUUGCGCAUCUUAUAAGGUGACGUUCUACAGCUGUUUGUGGUAUGGCAAACGGAAUCUUGUGAUUUGACUGACUGACUGGACACGGAUGUUUUAUGAUAAUAUGAAUACGGGUAUUUGUCCAUCAAUGUUGUGUACAAUGUGACAUUUUGCAAGACUUUCUUUAUUUGUGUUAUCGUGCCCACAUAAAUGUUGUUUUCUUUCUACUCUCGUAAAUUCGUUGAUGUCGAUUAUUGGUUGCUAUAACAUACAUUGUCGAUGUUACUUAAUAAACACUUUGUCCGCCAUUCA